Messenger RNA from Clunio marinus, 6631 nucleotides. Lineage: Eukaryota; Metazoa; Arthropoda; Insecta; Diptera; Chironomidae. The record is from the annotation of a GenBank genome assembly.
UUUAUGACUCAUAUCUAUCGCACUUUCAGUGAUAAAUAUUUUUUUUCUGAUUAAAACCUAUUUUAAGAAAAGAAAAGAAGUAAGAAGCGUUGGAAAAAUUACAAACAGUGACGAAAAAUUAUGAUUAUCUAAAAGUUGUAAGCAAAGAAAGACGCAAUAAGCAACUGUUGACUCUUUCCUCUUAGUUUCGUGUUGAAUAAAAAUAAUUAAAAAAAUUGAUUUCCAAAUUUCAGUUGAACUGUGUUUUCACUGAACAAUUUUUAUAUAAUUUUUUUUGUUGUGACCCGCGGUACCAAAUAAUCAAUCACAUUGGAUCAUCAAGCAGAUAGAAUGCUGAUGCUGCAGUACAGUAAACACGGCGAGUGUAUACUCCAAGAAAUUGGUGCAGCAUUUCGAGGCGAACAUCAAGCUGAUUUAGAAAUAAUUUGCGAUGGCAGCAAAAAUGCAUUACGUGCACAUAAAUUAGUAUUAGCUGCGGCAAGUCCACUUAUAAGAAACAUAUUGGAAGAUACACCAUGCCACCUCAAUGAUGGACUUACGACAAUACAUUUCCCAGACAUUCACAUAAGCUUUUUUCGGUUGCUGCUAGACUUUCUCUAUUCGGGACAAACAUACGUACCAGUUCAUGAGUUAGAGCAGUUACAAGAUCUCCUAGCAUUAUUACAAAUAAAACCAAAUAUAUGGCGCAGUGGUGAUAGUAAAAAAGAUAUUGUCAAUAAUUCCCAAAAAUUAGAUAGCUGUAAUGAAGGUGGUUUAAACUUAAUUAGCAAAAAUAACAACAACAAUAGCAGUAACAAUCGAAAUCGUACAACUAGUAGUAAUUAUGCGAUUAACAAUAAUGAGCUACCAUCCGAUGACAUUGAUCCGCCAGCAAUAAAGAGUGAAAGAAUCGUUCGUUCUUCGUCGAGAUCGCAUGGCGAUGCGGAACAUGAGAAACUUGAUGAGCAGGAAAAGACGGAUGAUUCACAAGAGUCAGCUUCGGAAAAUGAAGGUGACAACAACAACAAUGAAGAUGAUGAGCGUGAGGAAGGUGAGAUAUAUGAAGAUGAUCCGUCGAAGAGCAACGAGGUAAUUGAGAAAUCCAAACACUACAAGAAAAAGAAACGGCGAAGACGAAAACGUGAAAUGACAUUGAAAAGUGAUCAAAGCCAGCAGAUUGAGGAUGAUGAAGAUGAUGAAAUGACGACGAUAAACGAUGAUCCAUUAGUUUCUGCUAGCCAACGCAGGCAUUCAUCGUCCUCUGAUCCAGUUAACUUAUCUAUCACUCAUAAGCAACAUCAGCCAGACGAUUCAGACGAUGCAAAUAUUGAUGUAGAAACGAUAAGCAAUGCACCGACAAAAUCUCUUAUGCCCACACGCUACUUAGACCCAUAUCGCUUAAAGCGCAAAGCUUUAUAUAACAAUCCCUCUGAGCACGAGAAUUUACUACUCAAAGCGUUACCUGAACAUGACCUGCUUCAAAACUCAUCAGUCGAAAAUUAUGUUGUUACGCCUCAUCGUAAAAGACGGCCGGGUUUUCAUAACUCACCUGCACAAAAUCCACCAUUUGUGCCAAGCUAUUUAGAAGAUUUGAGACAACCACAUAAAAAUUUUCUGACACAAUCGUUAUCUGCACCUCCUGCUUAUUUGAGUGGAGAUUUUGAUUAUAUGGAUCGACGCGAAAUAUCAUCACCACAACCGUCCUCGCAACAGCGUACAUGUUAUCCCACCGAUUUUCCAAACCACAAAAAUAAUAAUAACAGCUUAAACGACAAUCGACGGCGUCACUUAGGUGAUGAUUCUGCUGGCCAAUCAAGCCCACAUUUGCCACCUCCGCCUUCUUUCUAUCCGUGGCCUCAUGGACCAUCAGCUGCAAAUUUGGCUGCGGCUGCGGCGUUAGCUGCUGCGCUUCCCGGUGGACAACACGAUUUGCUAGGCCUUACUCAAUCCGCCCUUCAACAGCAGCAACAAGAAAAUGAACACUCCCACCACCAUUCACGGAGCAACAAUCCAAAUUCAAGCUCUUCAGGCAAUUCCAAUUCGAACAAUCCCAAAAGUCGAGUGAGUAUUGGAAAUUUAAGAAAAAAUGAUUCAUCACCAUCAUACAAUGCAUCGAAUCCAUCCAUCUCAGAUCAACGUAUCACAACCCCCGCCACAGCCAAACAUGCCCAAUCAACCAAAUCAACAAAGUGUUAUUUAUACGGAGAAUACAAAAUGAAUCAUCAUCACUAUCAGCAAAGAAUAAAUCAGCAGAUUCAACAACAACUUCCAUCUCAAAUUCAUGGUAAUCGUUCAAAUGUGAAUGGAUUAAACAAUCAUCAACAUCAAGUUCCACCUCCAAUUAUUCCAAAGCAACAUUUACAUCAAAACAUUGCGACAUUGAAUCAAAAACCUCCACAUCAUGUUUCAAACCAUACGACACCGAAUUCCCAAAUUCAGCCAUUACAACGUUUAUCUUAUGAAAAGUCAGCAACAGCAGCAGUUCAGACAUCAAACAAUUUGAAACGCGAGAGUAAUACAACAAUAAGUGUUCCAGCAACCGUAACACUUUCAUCAAAUAAUUCUUCAAUUGUAACUGUUCAACCACAAACAACAUUAGUGGCACAUUCUAUUCCAGUAGCUUCCUCCCACCUUCACCACAAUGCAAAUUUAACAACAUUGUCAAAGCCACAUCCAAGUGUGUCAUCAUCUGAAACAAAAGUUGAAUUGAAAACACCAAUUGUCAGCGCCAACCAAGAAACAGCAAACUCAUUAGCAUCAAAUGCUGCUGUUGGUAUUUCUCAAUCAAUUGCUUUGAAUGAUUCGUCUUCAGGUGGUGAAAAUACUGAACAAGGACUUGAAUCGAUUGCUAAUACUAAGGAAAAAACUCCAAUGUGCUUAGUGAAUGAAUUGGCCCGUUUCAAUAAAAUUCAACAUCAAUAUCGUUUGAUAAGCGAACAAGGACCGGCACAUAAAAAGCGUUUUACAGUAAUUUUAAAGCUCGGUGAUGAGGAAUACGCAGCAGAGGGUUUGAGUAUAAAAAAAGCUCAGCAUAGUGCUGCAAAAGAUGCAAUUCUAAAGACCGUUUAUAAACAUCCGCCGUUGAAAACGAAUCGUCAACUUAAAGGUGUUCAAGUAUGUAAUAAAAGUCAUUCAGGAAACAUUACACCAACUGUAGAACUAAAUGCUCUUGCUAUGAAGCGUGGAGAACCAACAGUUUACACUGUCUACACGUCAAAUCCUGCAUUACAUGGAAUUCCUCAAAUACAAGCUCCUGGAGGGCAGCAAUUUACAAAUCCACCGCCACUUUUUGUUCCUCGUGGUAGUAAUCUUUACCAACCAAGACGCGGCUUUUCAAAUCAACGGAAUAGUGGAUCUUUUUCGACAAAUUCAAGAGCUAGUGGACAUUUCAAUAGUACGGAGACAUUUUAUGUUGUUCUUCAAGUUGGAAGCCGUACAUUCUCUGGUAUGGGUCCAACACAACAAGCAGCAAGGCAUGAUGCUGCAGCUAGAGCUUUAGAAGUAUUGAAGCCAUUGACAAUUGAAACCGAGAAUUUACCAAAUAAAAUUACCACCGGCUGUUCAUCAGAAAACGAUUCAGAGACUGGCCAAGAUACAUUGAUUAAUUUGGAUAUUAAAUCACCGAUUUCAAUUGUCCAUGAGAUGGCUUUGAAACGAAAACUUUCAGUAUCUUUUGAAGUUCAAAAUGAAAAGGGUCCACCACACAUGAAAGUCUAUACAACUUUAUGUAAAGUUGGCUCGAUUGUGACUGAGGGAGAAGGAAAUGGAAAGAAAUUGUCAAAGAAAAAGGCUGCUGAAAAAAUGGUGGAAGAAUUAAAGAAGCUUCCUCCACUUUCACCAAUUGAAGAACCAACAAACAACAGACUUAAUACAAAAAUUCGACGCAAACAGCAACAACAGCAGCAACUGCAACAGGCUCCAAUGAUUAAAAAAAAGAGUAGAAAUUUAAUAAAAGAGAAGUUAGAAACAAGCGGUGGAACUUCCGACGAAAUUAAUCCAAUAUCACAAUUGAUUCAAAUACAACAAGCUAGAAAAGAAAAAGAACCUGUUUACACUGUCAUUGAUGAAAGAGGAACUGCACGUCGUCGUGAGUUUGUUAUUGAAGUGCUGGCUGGAGGUAUGACAGCAUCGGGUACAGGACCCAAUAAAAAGUUAGCAAAGAAGAUUGCAGCUGAAAAUUUGUUGAUUUUGAUGGGCAUUGGAAAAGUGACAGCAAGUGGAGAGAAUUCAUCAAAAGAAAAACCAAGAGAUGAAGUUGUGGAAAAAGGAAAGAAAGUACAAUUCAUUGAACCCGACUUACCUAAGAAGACUGCAAAAACUAUUACGCCUACGCCAACAAACAGUAAUGGACGGCAAAUUGUUCCUGGCAUAUUGUUAGUUACAGCAUCAACUUCUGAUAACUUCUCUACCCCAACAAAAUCGUCGACAUCAGGGAAAACUUCUUCAUCUUCAGAAGUUGUCCUUGAAAAGUCUUCAACUAGUCCGAGUUCAACGACCUCAAACCAUGAUAGUGGGAUUGGGGAAAGCGGUGUUAGUCCUCGAGAUCAAUUAAAUUAUCUUGCCCAAUUGAUUGGAUUCACUGUUAGUUAUAGCGACUUUCCCAAAGGUAAUCAUACAGAGUUCUUAUCACUUGUAACAUUGUCAACAGAUCCGCCUCAUAUGAGCCAUGGAUCGGGCUCAAGUGUUGAUGAAUCAAGAGACCAUGCAGCAUUGAAGGCGUUAAGCGUUCUAAGCGAACUUGGAUUAGAUAAUGUUAAGCCCAAAGCGAAAUAGUAUCAAUAACCUUGAUAAACUACUUUAUAUCUAAUAUAAUCUAAAGUGAAAAGUGUCGUCAGCAUAACAAAAUGAAAAUCUUUUCUUCUACUAAAAUAUCUACUAAAUAAAUAAAUAUCUGAAAGUAAAUGGAAUGGAAAAAAAUAGUGAAUGAAAACAUGAGAAAAACAUGAUGUGCAAAUAUUUACAUUUUCUUAAUAAUUUUAAUGAAUGAAAAUCGGUUGUAGAAUAAUUAAAAAUUUCUUAAGUUUUUGAUGAAAUUUUUUGGUUUUUGUUUUGUUUUGCGGUAUUACUAAUGUUAAGUUUUCUUCUUUUGAUUAUUUAGAUCAAUGAUUGCGAAUAAUAUUUUCAAAAAAAUUGUUUCAUAAUUAAUUCUUUUUUUCGCACUAUAUCACAUUAUCAUUUCUUUAAGUAUCUGUUCUAUUCUUCAGAUAUCAUCACAUGAUAGUGUAGAUUUGUAUUUAAAGAUAAGCUCAUAAGAAGGUAAAGUUUAUAAUUGAUUGCGAAACUGUUAAGUUAUGAUAAAAAUUGAUCAUCGAACCAAAUUAAGCUACUAAAUCCUGGUAAUUAUUUCAUUUCAAAAAUAGUUAUGUUGUGUACAUCAUCUGUUCGUAACAAAACAAAAACAAAUUUUCUUUUUUGCACUGAAUUAAUUUAAAGAGCUGAUCUUUGAAGAACUGUAUCUGAAGCAUAAAUAUAAUAAGUAAUGUCAUUUUUAAGUGUCGCUUUUUAUGGACAGGAAAUAACGGAGGAAAAUUAUAUUCCUUAAAAACAAAGAAAAAUUGUUCGGACUAUUUGUGUAAUUUGAUGUGAUGAUUAUAAUUUAUUUAAAAACAAAAAUUUUUCUCUAUGCUGGAUGAUUAAGUAAACACAUAUUUAUUAUGUGAAUAGUCCAAUCCCUCUAAACAACAUCAAGAACAUAUAGAAAUAAGUAUUAAUUUAAAGUUGUUUGUGAAAUAUUUAGAUUGUAUAGAGAUGUCUUCUUUUUUUCCUCACCUCAAACCUAAAUACUUUACAGAUAAACUUCUAUAUAUUCAUAUAUAUUCAUGUUUUUGUAGAGUUUAAGAGUUCAGUUCUGUUGAGGUGAGGUUGAUUUUUCAAAAAAAAUUUAAGUCUUUUUUUUCUUAAACAUCUCGAACAUAUUUAUUUACAAACAUAAAUCUCGCUUUUUUCCUUUUCUUUUUUGAUAUUUAAGAAAAAAAAGAACAUGAAUUUCUACAUAUUAUGAUACACAUGUUAAAUUUGUUCAAGUUUAUUUAAAUGAUUUAGUUUUAAAUUUUUUUUCUCAAAAGGAGACAACAAAAGGAUAAAUCGGUGGAUUGCUUAUUCAGAAAAGUGUUUCAUUCUUAUUAAUUUUUGGAACUUAAUGGAAACCAAUCACUAAAGUGAUUGAGAAAAACAAAAAAACGGUUGCAAAUUUUGUCUUUCGGAUUGAAAAUUAAAAAGAAAAAAGUAGUUUAUUAAGACUUUUAUGGAUAAGAUAUCAAAAAUGAAUCUUCUUUUGAGAAUAAAAAUAAAAAUAUUUAAAGCACGACUUGCUAAUCCACAAUUGUGGUAUUCUUUGUGGAAGCAAAAACCGCAUACAAUGUUUAUGUGAAAAAAGAACUAACAUUUAUGGUCAUCCGUUUAAAUAUAACCGAUAAUUUAUUUCAAACUUUAAAGGAGCUAUGAAGGAAAAAUAAAAAUAAGAGAAAAUGUUACAAUAAACUUGUUGCAAAAUUAUUUCCAUUUUGGUUUCUAAGUAAUUUUGUUUUAUUAAGUGUAUUCAAACAUAUAUUGUUGGGUUAUUCUAAAUGAUAUAGAUAUAUUUAGGUAAAUAAAUAUUUAUAUAAAUUUAUCUACAAUGUAGUGAAAUUAUGGAAAAACGUUUUCUUUGAAA